UUUGAAACAUUUUAUUAUGCGUUGAUAUAUUCUAAUGCAAAUAAUCAUUCAAACUUUAUGGCAUGUACUUCAAGGGAGAGAUAGAGCAAUAUCAUGAAGUAUACAGAGUGAACAGUUGACACCGUGUAUUAACGCAAACAUACAGUGAUAGGAUAUAGGAUACAUUUACAUUGCGUGAUGGCGAAGCUCGCACUAAAUGAGUGGAAAUACGUGAUCGGUAUUGUAAUAUUAGCCACUUUGCUGAUGACAUAUAUGUUCACAGAUACUUCAGUAUACAACUUCCAUAUUCGACUACUUCCGGCAUCAGCGGUAACACGGGAACCAGAGUUGAGUUUAAAGCAUUUCUCUUAUGACGUGAGUAACCCACGUGAUGCAAGGUUUUAUAACAUUAUACUGGAAGAAGAAGCUCUCAAAAUUAAACCAUGCACGGAUGAAAAUCUAUUGGCAUCGAUAAAGCAUUCCUCUCUGUCUUUUACAGAAUAUAAAGACCAACCAUACAAUAUUGGUGAUGAAAUCACCAUUCUUGUUACAAUGAAGGAUGGAUAUGGUAAACGAAUAAUGUUUGGAGGAGAUCAUUUGAGAGCAACGAUAGAGAACAAACAAUUGCAAGCAUCCGCUCCCUGUGUGGUCACCGACAAUAUGAAUGGUACUCAUUCUGUGACAUGUGAAGCAUUUUGGUCAGGAACGUCUUCAAUAAUCGUAGUUCUUGCUUAUCCAAGAGAAAUAAUUGCGACAAAUUACCGUAUAAGGACUCAGGUAGGUGUCUAAUAGUAGCAAUAUGAUAUUUUUGAUGUAGGGAAUG
Molecule: messenger RNA, 802 nt
Organism: Ruditapes philippinarum (Manila clam)
Lineage: Eukaryota; Metazoa; Mollusca; Bivalvia; Venerida; Veneridae
Product: NXPE family member 4-like
Exons: 4
Coding region: 178-768 (196 amino acids)
Source: RefSeq, a predicted model, not a curated record